CAGCCCAUAAAAUUCUUGAUACCCAAAAGAUUGUUCUUACAUUGUGGCACGUAGGACCUUUGCAAAGCCCGUUUUUUUGACCUAACUUUGACGAAUACCCAUGACGUUGACUGAGACGUCAUCCAAUCGACGCCACCAGCGCCCAGAUGCAAUCGCCUUGAUCAAGCUUGCAGCUUUGCCGGCUUCAGCUAGGCGCUUUGGGCAUAUAUAUAUACCAGAGCCUGGUUUGAUGCCAACUUGGAACUUUCAAUCUCAUUCUUUAACUUUGAACAAUUGCAUGGUUCUUCUUCGUGACAAGGCUAUUUCACAUUUACGACGCUACACACAUACAAAGAUACUCCCUACAACUACCAAGAUCUCCAACAUGGACUCCAGCAACAACCAGCAGAAGAAGGAGGGUGAGAAGCAAUUCUCCAUCCAGCCGAUCAACGAGUCCUCCAAUGUCGACCCUAAGUUUGCUGCACACCAGGCUCACCCCGGCCCGGCCAUCUCCCAGCAGAUGCCGCCUCAACAGGGCACCAAGGAGGAGCGCCAGGCGAGAAAGGAGGAACUGAACAAAUAAACAAAUAAACAAAUAAACAAAUAAACACCAAUACCAGCAAUUACGAUGAACACCCUAAAUAAAUAAAUUUUAAUUCUCUUCUUAUUUUUGACUUGACAU
Trichoderma harzianum CBS 226.95 is the source of this 661-nucleotide messenger RNA. RefSeq lists its product as hypothetical. The transcript has 2 exons. The coding region runs from base 101 to 562 and encodes 153 amino acids. The record is from RefSeq and is a predicted model, not a curated record. NCBI's taxonomy places the organism in Eukaryota, Fungi, Ascomycota, Sordariomycetes, Hypocreales, Hypocreaceae.